Molecule: messenger RNA, 5238 nt
Organism: Hippoglossus stenolepis (Pacific halibut)
Lineage: Eukaryota; Metazoa; Chordata; Actinopteri; Pleuronectiformes; Pleuronectidae
Gene: trim3b
Product: tripartite motif containing 3b
Exons: 17
Coding region: 234-2534 (766 amino acids)
Biological process (GO): negative regulation of translation; proteasome-mediated ubiquitin-dependent protein catabolic process; protein polyubiquitination
Molecular function (GO): translation repressor activity; protein binding; zinc ion binding
Source: RefSeq, a predicted model, not a curated record
CGUCCCUGUUCAGCCCUUUUUCAGUGUGAGUGUGUGUGUGUGUGAUGUGAGGAAAAGGGAAAAGGAAGAGUGGUCAGUGGAGCUGGAGGGCGCAGGCGAGAGGGGAAGUCAGGGUGUGUGCUGAUUCUUCAGUGUUACACUGACCCAACACAUAGCUGCCAUGGAGCCUUCUCCACUGAUCUACUGCAGCCGACUGACAGCAGGGUAACUGCUGCCAUUGUCUGUGGCUCUAAAUGUCCUCUGCCAUGGCGAAGCGCGAGGCUGGGAGCACCAGCCCAGUGGUGCGUCAGAUAGACAAGCAGUUCCUGGUCUGCAGCAUCUGUCUGGAUCACUACUGCAACCCCAAGGUCCUGCCCUGUCUGCACACCUUCUGUGAGAGUUGUCUCCAGAACUACAUUCCCCCAGAGUCUCUGACGCUCUCGUGUCCAGUGUGCCGGCAGACGUCCAUCUUGCCAGAGAAAGGAGUUUGUGCUUUACAGAACAACUUCUUCAUCACUAAUCUCAUGGAGGUUCUUCAACGAGACCCGGAGUGCUCGCGGCCCGAGGCCUGCAGUGUCCUGGAGUCAGUGAGUGCUGCAGCUGCCGGGAAGCCGCUCUGCUGCCCGAACCACGAGGGGAAGGUGAUGGAGUUCUACUGUGAGUCGUGUGAGACAGCCAUGUGUCUGGACUGCACGGAGGCCGAGCACAGGGAGCACGUGACUGUUCCUCUGCGGGACGUGGUGGAGCAGCACAAGGCCGCACUGAAGACACAGCUGGACGCAAUACACAGCAGGCUCCCUCAGCUAACAGCAGCCAUCGAGCUGGUGAGUGAGAUUUCUCGGCAGCUGAACGAGAGGAAGACUGAGGCGGUGGCAGAGAUCACCAGUACGUUUGAAGAGCUGGAGCGAGCGCUGCAUCAGCGCAAGUCGGCCCUCAUCACAGACCUGGAGAACAUCUGCACCACCAAGCAGAAGGUCCUGCAGGCGCAGCUCUCAUCUCUCCUCCAGGGGAAGGAGCACAUCCAGAGCAGCUGCAGCUUCACAGAGCAGGCCCUCAGCCACGGGAGCGCCACUGAGGUGCUGCUGGUUCAGAAGCAGAUGAGCGAGCGGGUGACAGCGCUGGCCCGACACGACUUUCCAGAGAGGCCCCAUCAGAACGCACAUCUGGACUGUCAGGUGGAGACUGAAGGUCUGCGACGCUCCAUCCAGAACCUGGGGGUUCUCCUCACCACAGCUGCUGUCGCUCACACCUCUGUUGCCACGGGAGAAGGCCUCCGGCACGCAGCAACCGGGCAGCAUCACACCGUCACCGUGACAACGAAAGACAAGGAUGGCGAGCUGGUGCGGAGCGGAAAUGCUGUUUUAAAGGCAGAGAUAACGUCUGCCGACGGGAACCGAGCCGCAGAGACUGAGAUAACGGACAAUAAGAACGGAACGUACGAGGUGGGCUACACGAUACGCUCUGAGGGAGAGUACUCCUUCGCCCUGCUGCUGUACGGCCAGCCGGUACGCGGCAGCCCGUUCCGCCUACGGGCCGUGAAGCCCUCAGAUGUGCCACAGUCUCCAGAUGACGUGAAGAGGAGGGUGAAGUCUCCCAGCGGGACGGGGGGCCACAUACGGCAGAAAGCAGUGCGGCGGCCCUCCAGCAUGUACAGCACCACCAAGAAGAAGGAGAACCCCAUCGAGGAUGAGCUCAUCUACAGAGUGGGUUCGCGGGGCAGAGAGAAAGGAGAGUUCACCAACCUGCAGGGAAUCUCAGCCUCCAGCAACGGCAGAGUGGUGGUGGCUGACAGCAACAACCAGUGCAUCCAGAUUUUCACCAACGACGGCCAAUUCAAGAUGCGCUUCGGGGUCAGAGGUCGGUCUCCGGGGCAACUGCAGAGGCCGACGGGUGUCACCGUGGACUUGAACGGGGACAUUGUGGUGGCCGACUAUGACAAUCGAUGGGUCAGCAUCUUCUCCUCUGACGGCAAGUUCAAGAAUAAGAUCGGUGCCGGCCGGCUCAUGGGCCCUAAGGGCGUCGCUGUGGAUAAGAACGGACACAUCAUCACCGUGGACAACAAGGCCUGCUGCGUCUUCAUCUUUCAGUCCAAUGGGAAACUUGUGACUAAGUUCGGGGGCCGAGGGACGUCGGACAGACAGUUCGCAGAAAAACUUGGCCCAAACUUUAAUAAAUCUGGCUCAGUUUUCAGUCCUCACUUUGUCGCUGUGAACAACAAGAAUGAAAUUAUCGUGACCGACUUUCACAAUCACUCUGUGAAGGUGUACAGUGCCGAUGGAGAGUUCUUGUUUAAAUUCGGUUCUCACGGUGAAGGAAACGGUCAGUUCAACGCUCCCACUGGUGUGGCUGUCGACGCCAACGGGAACAUCAUAGUUGCUGACUGGGGCAACAGCAGAAUACAGGUGUUUGACAGCACAGGCUCCUUCUUAUCCUACAUCAACACAUCAGCAGACCCGCUGUACGGGCCCCAGGGCCUCGCCCUCACCUCAGACGGACACGUGGCUGUCGCUGACUCCGGCAACCACUGCUUUAAGGUUUACAGAUAUCUGCAGUAAGCCGAGGGAGGACACACGCCGUUCAACUGCUCUUCAGACAAGUUCAUGUCACACACACUGCUCGUGGACAUAGAGCUGCAGCGUGGCUUCACUGUGCCGUGACCCUCGGUUCCACUAAUUCAAUUCUACAAUUCAAAGAUCUCAUAUUCACAGAUGAAAACAAAGAAAUCUGAGAAAAAACUACAUUUACAUUGAUAACAGAAAUCCCAAAAGUUUGUAAAAGACAAAAGAAGCCAGCAAUCCUGAAAAAUAUUGUAACAUUUUUAAUAAAAGACUUGUUCCUGUGCAACUGAGGAAUAAAACAACCUCUUAUUUGAUCGUGAGAGAAACCCAAAGUUGAAAUUCACCUCUGGAACCAGGCGUUUCAGCUCUAUGUCUCACGAGUGUGACCUCACCAUUAGACAGCCUGACAGUUUUUUAAAGUUGGUGAUACGCUGCAAUUUUUUGGGGGCAAAGCAGACGCGCAACUCUCCCAGCGACCAGCAGGUGAAGCGAGGCGACGGUCAACACCUAAAGGUGAAGAGACGAUGCUCAGGCCUCUUCUCGAACACUGUUGCACGUCAGUUCGCUCUUAAAAAUUCCCCGUGGUCCCUGCCUUACAGUUUCCAAUCCUCACAACAGAACACACACAGAACGACGGAGCAUUAGGGCCACUUAAAGAAAAGAAAUAUCUGAGAUAUCGAGCAUAAAGAUUUAUGAAUAUAACAAGGUUGUAAUAUUACAAGAGUAAAUUUGUCAUUUAACGAGAAAAUAAAUAUUACAAGGAAUUUUAAGAGAAAAUACUGCAACUUUAUUCUUGUAAAUGUACUUAUUUUUUCUCAUUAAACUUUAUUCUCGAACUCUCUGAUAUUUCUUUCCCUUUGAGUGGCCCUCACACUCCGGGGUACACACAGACAGGAAUGUGCUGAUUUAAAGAAAACGUUUCUUGUUCUCAUUCUGCACCUUAUCAAUAUUAACUUUUUUUUUGUUACCAACAUGUAUAUGCAAGUUUUUGUUGUUGUUGUUUGUGUAUCCAAAGAGAAGCAUCAAGAAGCACAACAGGUAAAACAACGAAAAAAGAAAAUCUGGUUCCUUCAUAGCUCCUCUUUCUCGUAUAUCAACCAAAACAGACUUCGUAUAUCUGACCCCACUACUUCUUGCACUUUUUGCGUAUUCAUAUCUACAACCUGACGUCGUUGUACAUAUGCAUAUUUUUGAUGUAUAUCUGGAUUUUAUGUCCAUGUUAUUUCACUAUAUAGAAUACUUAUUCCAGCACUUAAUGCAUCAAGGAUUUCAACACUGGAGUAUUUAUUAAUACGCUAGAACGUCACGCCGAGUAGUAGCCAACUUAAUGACCUGCAAACAUCCAUGGAACAAUGUUGUAUACACAUUAUUUUGCUGUGUUUUAUCUUCUUUUUUUUUGUUCCAAAGGACUUAAUUUAUUUUAAUUUUCUUUUCUACAUAAUUUGUUCUACAAAUUAUUUUUCUAAUCGGUGCAUUUUGAGCUGUCUCCUCUUUGCCAAAACGUCGUUGUACAUAGGCCUCGUGACCCGAAGCACUGAUCCUCUGUUUCUGCCUCUUUCCCAAAAUGAGCUCACAGCCAGGUCAAAGAUAGGCUGUCAAAAGAAAGAUGGACGACGCGUCUCCACUUCCUUCUAGUAUCCAGAAGUGAAGCCAAAAUAUCGAUCAGGGGUUAAGGUCCUGUCGAUACUAGCGCUCGACCAAACAUCACUGUGAUAAGAACUACUUAAAAUGACAGAAACCAUCUUUGAGAAAAAAUUAUUUGACAUGUAAUUUAAUUUGGAGUAUUCUGAAUUUAUAACCUCUACUGCAGCCAGCAGGGGGCAGUCAAGACAAUUUGGCUUCACUUUCGGGGAGCUGACAUGUCGUCCAUCUUUAUACAGUCUAUAUGAAUUUAACUAUAACGUUUCCUUCUGCCGAAAAAACACGUUUGUCGUACGUUGUUGUUGAACUUUGCACAAAAAUACAAAUAUAAGAGUUACAUAUAGUUUGCAAGAGUAAUAUAUGCCUCUGUGUAUAGUUAUCAUUUAACAUAAUCAGAAAGUUUACUGUAUAUUACAAGCAUAUUCUUGUUGUAGCUGACAGGCACCUUCAUCAUGAACUUUUCCAGUAGUUGCUUUGUAGUUCAAGGUUUUUUCUGUGACUCCCAGAGAAACACAACACCAGCUAACACACAGUGACGUAGAGUUUUUUAAAAACUUGUUUUAUGCUUAAACUGUUCGUGCCUGAUCAUUGAUCCAUUCUGUAUUUCCAUCUGUUUUACCUACUUACUGGGAAAUUGGGUUUUAUUUUCCCUGGCACGUGUCUCUCACCUGGAACCGUCGGUGACCAGCUCACAUCUGUGUGAAGUGACAGAAACACAUUCUCUUAAAUAAAAUUGUACAAUACCAACUUAAAAAGACACUGAUUUACUGAUUCCUGCAAAUUGAUUAAGUUUUUUCAAAUCUAAUUUAUCCACUGUAUGAAUAUAACUUAACUUUAAUUUGAACAAACUGUUAAUUUGUGUAUGAUCAAUAUCGUCAAAUUCACUUAUUUCUUUUUAGUCGGUCCAACAUCGUUUAUUUUUCCUAUGUAAUUUCAACACUGCAUCAACCCUUUUGUGUUGUCCCACUGUAAACUACAAGAGGCCAGUCUUACAAAGAAUUAAUCACUAUGUAAUCAUGGCAACGGUAUGAUUGUAAAUAUUAAAGAAUAAUACAACCAA